Glarea lozoyensis ATCC 20868 is the source of this 1320-nucleotide messenger RNA. RefSeq lists its product as uncharacterized. Lineage: Eukaryota; Fungi; Ascomycota; Leotiomycetes; Helotiales; Helotiaceae. The record is from RefSeq and is a predicted model, not a curated record. The transcript has a single exon. Gene Ontology annotation, cellular component: cytoplasm; transcription elongation factor complex; elongator holoenzyme complex. Gene Ontology annotation, biological process: tRNA wobble uridine modification. The coding region runs from base 1 to 1320 and encodes 439 amino acids.
AUGUCUUUCCAGAAGAGGGGAAUCGCGAUACGACAAGCUGGAGUUGUUUCUGGACGGGAAGCACCAGGUAUCAACGCUACUCCAGGCUCAUCUCCAGCUGUAUUCAAACAAGCGCAACCCCCAACAGGAACACGUCCUUCACCCCUCGACGGUCGACUCACAACCUCAACAGGCACCCGAUCACUAGAUGCGCUACUAGCAGGUCAUUCUGCGCUCGCGCUGGGUACAUCUUUGUUGGUAGAAGAAAGCGGAACGACAGAUUUUGGGGGAUCCUUGUUGAAGUACUAUGUCGCAGAGGGAGUUGUUCAAGGCCAUACCAUCCAUGUAUUAGGCAUGCCUGAAGCGUGGGGACGAGAAUUGCCCGGACUCGGUAUAGGAGAUGAUGGGAGUAAAAGUAAAAAGAAAGUUGUCGAUGAGGAUAAAAUGAAGAUCGCUUGGAGAUAUGAGAGACUGGGUGAUUUCAGUGCUGGCACUGGUUCGAGUUUAAGAGGUGGGUGGUCUCUGCCUCAUAUGUUGUUUGAUAGCAAAUACAAAAUAUUCCAUCUCAUGCUGAUGAGAUAUGUUGUAGAAAGAAAUGUGCCACAGUCAAGUUCUUCCUCGAGUUCGAAUCCAUCAGCAGUCUUCUGUCAUGACUUUGAUUUGAGCAAACGUCUAAUUCUACCUUCGCCAUCGAACAUACACUUCGUUCCACUCUCCACACAGCCAGACAUGAGCUUCAAAGACCCUGAUCCGAAGAUAUCACCCUUCUCCAGGUUUAUCAACCAUUUAAGUUCACAAUUAGCAAACUCUCCACCGACAACAGUUCACCGAAUUGCAAUUCCAAGUCUUCUUUCCACCGCACUCUAUCCUCCUUUCAGUACAAUACCAUCGCACAUCCUUCAAUUUCUUCACUCACUCCGAGCCCUCCUUCGCAAAUACCCGAGUCAGCUCACAGCCCUAAUAACCCUACCUAUAACAUUACAUCCACGGAGGACAGGUUUGACUCGUUGGAUCGAAUUGCUAUCUGACGGAGUUCUCGAACUUGCACCUUUCCCAACCUCAGCCAUCGCCGCAAAACCACCAGGGGCAUCAACAGUUCAUGAGGAGCCACCGCAGGGUAUGCUGAAUAUUCAUCGUCUGCCUAUAUUUCAUGAAAAGGGGGGAGGCGGUGGAGAGGCUAGUGGGUUUGGUGAUGAUUUGGCAUUCACGCUCAGUAGGAGAAAAGGAAUGGUCAUUAAACCGUUUAGUCUGCCUCCCGUUGAGGGGGAUACAGAAGCUCAGCAGGGCGGCUUGGAGGGCGACGGUGGGACGAAGGCUACCAAGGUGGAUAUUGAAUUCUGA